This is a messenger RNA of Galdieria sulphuraria, 1359 nucleotides long. Its product is annotated as methionyl aminopeptidase. Gene Ontology annotation, biological process: proteolysis. Gene Ontology annotation, molecular function: metalloaminopeptidase activity. The transcript has 6 exons. The coding region runs from base 26 to 1177 and encodes 383 amino acids. Lineage: Eukaryota; Rhodophyta; Bangiophyceae; Galdieriales; Galdieriaceae. The record is from RefSeq and is a predicted model, not a curated record.
CCAAGUCGUGGAAUUGUGGAUUGCUAUGUGGACUUGCUGGCGUAGUUCCUUUGGUUUCGUGAUACUACCCAAUUCAAGUUGCUGUUUUCUGAAGGAUAACAGUAAAUUACGUGGUUAUUCUGCGUUUUGUCGCAUACAUCGUGGCAACUCUUUUCUAGACUCUGGGAAAUGUUGUUCGAGAGGAGAAAGGCACUUGGCCAAGUUGUUCCUGAAGGCAGUUGGUAAGGGUUUUGGAAUCCCGAAAAGGAUGGACUUUCCUUAUAGUGGAACCCUUCGUCCUGGUCAGAAGAGUCCAACGAGAAAAGUUCCUGCUGAUAUACCAAAACCUAAUUAUGCCAAGACUGGUUUGCCUCCUCUGAAUUCACGUGCCCCUUGGGACAUUGAAGUUCAUAGUGACGAGGACUUGGCAAUGAUGAGAAUAUCUUGUCAAGUGGCAAGAGAGGUCUUGGAUAUUGCUGCACAAUUUAUCAGGCCUGGAGUUACAACAGAUGAAAUUGAUGACGUUGUUCACCAAGAAACGUUGAAGAGAGGAGCUUAUCCGUCGCCUCUCAACUACUACAACUUUCCCAAGUCUUGUUGUACUUCGGUAAAUGAAAUAAUUUGUCACGGUAUUCCGGACAGUACUGUCCUAAGGGAAGGAGAUAUUAUCAAUGUUGAUGUGACUUGCUUUGUAAAUGGAUUUCAUGGAGACUGUUCGGCCACACUUCUAGUGGGAAACGUUGAUGAGGAAGGAAAGCGUCUUGUUCGUACAACAUAUGAUUGUCUUUACAAGGCUAUCAAAAUUUGCAAGCCUGGUGUAUCAUAUAAUAAGAUUGGAGAAAUUAUCGAGGAUCAUGCCACAAGUCAAGGCUUUUCAGUUGUCCGAAAUUUCUGUGGCCAUGGAAUCGGACGCGUCUUUCAUACUUCCCCCAAUGUUCUUCAUCAUCGUAAUCGAGAAAGAAACGGAGUAAUGCAAGUCGGGCAUAUUUUUACCAUCGAGCCAAUGAUUAAUGAAGGUACAUUCAAGUCCAUUACUUGGCCAGAUAAGUGGACGACAGCUACUGCUGAUGGAAAGCGCAGUGCGCAGUUUGAACACACAAUAGCCAUUACCAGUUCAGGAGUUGAGGUACUGACAAGGCGGACAGAGCAUAGUCCUCGAUAUUUUUGGGAACGAAAUUUAGAUAAGGUAGAGUUUUGAAGGCUUCCUAGGUUCAGUUGUAAAGCCAAGUUGCUCUAUUGCAGCAUCUAUUGUCUUGUGAACUCAGCUCCUAUUGUGAAUAAUUUUAUUUUUUCCUUCCUAAAGGAUAACGCAUGCCUAGAAUAUUCAGUCUGUUAGAGGAUAAACAAAGCUCUCUAUAUGCUCAGACAUUAUUCAACGAC